This is a messenger RNA of Fonsecaea multimorphosa CBS 102226, 2628 nucleotides long. RefSeq lists its product as uncharacterized. The transcript has a single exon. The coding region runs from base 1 to 2628 and encodes 875 amino acids. The record is from RefSeq and is a predicted model, not a curated record. NCBI's taxonomy places the organism in Eukaryota, Fungi, Ascomycota, Eurotiomycetes, Chaetothyriales, Herpotrichiellaceae. Gene Ontology annotation, molecular function: phosphatidate phosphatase activity. Gene Ontology annotation, cellular component: actin cortical patch.
AUGACAAGUUAUGGCGGUAGUCGGGUGCCGGGCGCAAGGAGGGAGAAGGUGAAGGGCUACCUGAGGGCGGCAAAUGAGCUGAGACAGACAUACCAGGCGCAGAUACAGCAAAGACUGCAGGAGAGCGUCGGCGAUGGCGGGACGUCGAGGGAGUGGCCCGAUGUUGAGAUUGUAAGAAGUGAGAAUGAGGAGAUGCUCCUAUUUCCUAGCUAUGCGAGGAAACAUACGACGCGGAGGAGUCGACACGACGACGCCGCCAGAUAUCCUCCUGGGACGCACGAGUCCGUGGACAUGCCGCAUAGCAGUGGAGACGCAGACUAUUGGAAACGAGAGUGGGAAAAAUAUGAAGACGCGAAUGCCAUCGUCGACGUGGACGUUCGGGGAUGGAUAUAUUCUCCCCAACAAGGGCCACUGAAUAGGAAGAAUCGGCUUCUUGUGGCGGUCGCUAGGAGACUCAGCGGCAUCUACGCUCCCACAUCCAGCCCUGCGACGUCGCGUCCGUCAAGUCAAGCUCCCACCAAUCGCAUUCCACAGGACGACAAUUCAUCCAGGUAUGAGGACGAAGUCGCUGCAAAAGAAGCAGAGAACAUUGCCCGUCGCGGACAGAGAGAAGCGGAUGCGGCGGUAAGAGGGACUUAUAGUUCGACUCCUUCAGGAGGGACUCCUAGCGGUAGUCGAUCGAACUCGCCAACACGGUCCAUUGCAACGUCCGCAGAUUGUGAAAGCGACGAUCCGGGUCAGCGAUCGAUGGUUAAGCGCCAAUCGUGGAAUGAACCAGCGAAUAUGAGCAGAGAAGAGUUGUCGGCGGCGAACGAAUUGCUGUUGGCAAGGCUGAAGCCUUUCAUGUCAAAUCCAACUGCACAUGUACCGAUUACGGUCUUCUUCUUCAAUCAGUCCAAAUCAACUUCGAAGUCCGUUACUACGGAUGAGUCGGGCCACUUCAAUUUGCGAGCUGCCUUGGAUUUUAUCCCUGAUCAAGUCCGGGUCCUGGCAUCGGAUAAGUUGUCUGCGGUGGAAGAUGUUAUCGUUACGGAGAGCAAGGGCGUGAGUCUGGUGAGUGACAUCGACGAUACGAUCAAGCAUUCCGGGAUUAGCAGCGGUGCACGAGAGAUUUUCAAAAAUGCUUUCAUUCGAGAAUUGGGCGAUUUGACCAUCAAAGGUGUCAAGGAGUGGUACUCGAAGCUGGCUGCCAUGGGAGUCAAGCUCCACUAUGUCUCCAAUUCGCCCUGGCAGAUGUAUCCAUUGCUGCGCAGCUAUUUCUCUCUGGCAGGAUUGCCGCCGGGCUCGUUCCAUCUCAAGCAGUACUCCGGAAUGUUGCAGGGGAUAUUCGAGCCUGCGGCAGAACGGAAGCGCGGUUCACUGGAUCGAAUCAUGAAUGACUUUCCGGAACGGAAAUUUAUCCUUGUUGGGGACAGCGGAGAGGCAGAUUUGGAAGUGUAUACUGAUGUCGUGCUUGAACACCCUGGACGAGUAUUAGGAGUCUUCAUCAGAGAUGUCACAACGCCGGUCAAGAAGGGUUUCUUUGAUCAGGCGAUAUCAAACACACCGCCGGAUUCCAUGAUUGCAAGAGAUGGCGGACGACUUAGUCGGUCGCCUGGAGACAUGGACAGAGAUGCUCCUGAGAACAGGCCAGCUUUACCUGAGAGACCCAGGUCGAUGGUGGAUCCGAAGGUUGCAGAGGGAGAUCUCAUUGAUUUCACAGACGACUCGGGAGCGAAACAAGGCUCGCUAAAGCCUCCCACACACUUGAGCGACAUGCGCCAGCUCGACGCAAAUGGCAAACCCCAUGCUCCCAACAAGCCCAAUAAACCCUCGAGCUUACGAAAUUUCUCUACCUCCCAAUCAACGUCGCCCACGAACCAUGAGAGAUCAUCGGCGGCCUCAGAUACAGAGACUCAAGCAGCCGUGAAGAAGAAACCGCCGCCCCCACCUAAACCCCGUCGGAGUGGCCGGACGGCGGACUCCAACAAUGAGCAUGCCAUGAGCGAGCCAGCACCACAGUCUCUUUCGACAGCGCCAUUCUCCUCCCCUCGCCAGAACCAAAGUCAACCUCCAUUCCCCUCUGACCAAGCGAAGCAAACAAGUUCAACCUCGAUUCCACCUACAAUGUCGCGCACGUCCACAUCUGCUAGUUCUUCAUCGCGAAAUGACGACGGCUACGUCGCCGUUGCUCGCCGCCAAAUCUCCUCCGCAUAUAACGCCCUCCCAGCGAUUCGCGCAUCCUCACCUUCGCGCAGCUCGACCACUUCGUCCGAUCAAUCCAGCGACAACCGCCAAAACAAUCCACCACUGCCCGCACGAAGGGCAAUAUCAUCCUACCCAGCGGCCGCCGCGCGAUGGGCCACGGGCUACGGUUACCCUAGCUCGGACCCCCUCGCAACGGCGAGCGAUGGCAGCUCCAUCCCACCAGCCCCCGGUGGCAAUGCACCAUACGAUAAGAAGGUGGAGAUCUGGCGCCGACGGUGGGCGAGGGCCGAGGAGAUCAUGCGUGCGAAGGGGGUGGUGUUGAGGAAGUGGAGGGUUGGUGGGGAUGUCGUGGACGAGUGUGUUGCUUUGGUGAGUCGCGAGCUGGAACGGCAGGAAAGAGGACACGAGCGGGAGAGGCACCACCAGCAUCUCAAUAGGUGA